Messenger RNA from Bipolaris victoriae FI3, 2388 nucleotides. RefSeq lists its product as hypothetical. Gene Ontology annotation, biological process: osmosensory signaling via phosphorelay pathway. The transcript has 2 exons. NCBI's taxonomy places the organism in Eukaryota, Fungi, Ascomycota, Dothideomycetes, Pleosporales, Pleosporaceae. Gene Ontology annotation, molecular function: protein kinase activator activity; phosphorelay response regulator activity. The record is from RefSeq and is a predicted model, not a curated record. Bases 1 to 2388 code for a protein of 795 amino acids. Gene Ontology annotation, cellular component: Mcs4 RR-MAPKKK complex.
AUGAGCAACAUCAAGACACGGCUGCAAAAGGCGCGGUCCAAGUUCUCGCGCCGCAACAGCGAGGCGUCGACGAGAGCACGCUCGAUAGCAUCGUCGGCGGGCAGCGACCGGCAUGGCCACGCGCCGCCACCGCCGCUGAGCAGCCCGCUGCGCAAGAGCGUAUCGCUGCCAAAGUUGGCGGAGCCAGCGGCCUCUAAGGCGUUGCGGUCGGGGGCGCAUGUUGACGAGGACGAGGACGAGGAGACGAUGGUGGUGGGCAGAGCGGCGACCGAGAGUCAGGCCGACGCAGAAGCAAGCACCGGCAGCAUCAAUACGUCGAGAGACGGGCGGUCGAGCUGCACCCAGGCCAGCACUGCGCCCAGCAGCUCCCACGACGCCCGCAAGCCCUCCGCCGACGUGCCCAUUGUCUGUCCCCAGGUCACGCUCGAGGCUCCUACGCCCGUUCACCCCGGAGCGCCGCCUGCCGAGCUCGACCGCCCUGCCCUGCCCGACUCGCUUUCUUCAACUCCCUCGUCUGUCCCCGCAACCACCACGACGACAGCCACAACCACGGCCACAACCACCUCGCUCCCCUCAUCGCCCACCCUCCAACGCCACCACUCCACCAUCACCACCGCCUCUGCCGCCGAUGCUCAUCUAAUCACCAACCUGCUCGGCCCUGACUCCUCCCAGGCCGUCACGCCCUCAGGCCCGCCUACAGCCAUCAACCACGCUGGCGCGCCGCCAUCUACAGCCCGCACCGCCGGCACGAUGCACCGCAAGAUUUGGGUCAAGCGGCCCAAUGCCUCGGCCACACUCGUCCAGAUCAGAGAGGACGACCUGGUCGACGACGUACGCGACAUGAUUCUAAAAAAGUAUGCAAACUCGCUGGGCAGGAGCUUCGACGCGCCAGACGUUACUCUGCGAAUUGUGCCCCGCAACAGCCAGCGCACAGGUGAACGCACUCUCGGCCCCGAGGAGGACAUGUGCCGCACCAUCGACACCUACUUCCCCGGCGGCCAGACGGUCCACGAGGCCCUUAUCAUCGACGUGCCCUCGCGACGCACCCCCAAGCCAUCGCCCCGCGUGCCUCCUUACUACCACCAUGAAGACGGCGUCCACCAACAGACCGAGUACUUCCCCCCCAUGUCAGCCAUCACCCCCUCGCCAGCCAACAUGAGCGCUAGCUUGCAGCACCCUCACGACAACCGUAUUCCCGUGCCCCACCUCCACUCCAUAUCAGUCCUAAACACCGGACAGCUACCUAACCUGCCAUCUCCCGGCGGCACACGACGCGGGCCCAUGCAUCCACAUCGUCCCAAGUACAACAGAACACACACCGCCUCUCCCACCACCCUAGGCGGUGGUAUUCCCUCUUCUGCCACCUCUAUCCGCCCUGCAAACCGUCCACGACAUGACUCGUCAGCGUCCGAAGCGAAGAACUCGGCGGCCUCGAAUAACCCAAUACCCACACCCCCCGUCCCCGCCGAUCCAACGCCUCACCAGCAAACGCUUCAGACAUCGACUCCACCCACCCCGCGCAUCUCAUCACCGCAACUCAAUACCAAGAAGAAGCGGAGAAAGGUCGCAGUAGAGCCGCCAGCCCUGCCUGCUGGGCUGUUGGACGGAUCAGUGCCCCCUAUCAACGUCUUGAUUGUCGAAGACAACAUCAUCAACUUGCGUGUCCUGGGCGCUUUCAUGCAGAGAUUAAAGGUUCGUUGGCAACGCGCAAUGAACGGAAAAGAGGCAGUCACCAAAUGGAAAGCCGGUGGAUUCCACUUGGUGCUGAUGGACAUCCAACUGCCCGUCAUGAAUGGUCUCGAAGCAACAAAAGAGAUUAGGCGGCUGGAGCGUGUCAACGGCAUUGGUGUCUUCAGCAGUGACAGCAGCGAAGCACCCAACACUCGGCUUGGCAACGACGGCAAAGGCCAAGACGAGCUAAGAGAGGAUGACAAGCUAGGUGACAAGGGAAUGUUCAAGAGCCCAGUCAUUAUUGUCGCACUCACGGCCAGUUCGCUGCAAAGUGACAGGCACGAGGCUUUGGCUGCUGGCUGCAAUGAUUUCUUGACAAAGCCUGUGAACUUUGUCUGGCUUGAACGAAAAGUAAAGGAAUGGGGCUGCAUGCAAGCUCUAAUCGACUUUGACGGUUGGCGCAAGUGGAAAGAUUUUGCCGACAAAUCUGAGAACAACGAUACCACUUCAAAGCUUUCCGGCAGUUUUACAAGCGUUGCCCCAAACAAAAAGGCUAACGCUAGCCCAACUACGGCGACAUCAGAAACCAAUGGCGUCAAGAAGGACGCUGAGAUGGAGAGGAAAAACAAGCGCAAGAGUUUGGGAGUAGUGCCGCAACCUGUGCUAAGAGAAGAGGCUGAACCACAGCCAGCUGAAGUCGACAGUGGAGACAACUAA